GCAGCGGCCGGCACUUCCUGUAUAAAGGCGGGCGGGCCGGGCUGCGACUCCAGCGAGCCGGGGUUGGGCUCUGGGCGGCUGGCGGCGGCGGCGGAGCCGUGGGAGGGCUGUCACAUUCGGGAGCCGGGCUCCUGGCGGGUUUCCCCGGGCCGUGCCUUCCGUUCCCCCUCCCCGGCUCCCGGCGUGACAUCUGCGGCGCGGAGACCUGGAUGUGCGCGCGCGCGCGCGUGCGGGAGCCGAAGAAUGGCAGUGCUCAAACUCUGCGACCAGCCACCGCUGGUCCAGGCCAUCUUCAGUGGUGAUCCAGAAGAGAUUCGCAUGCUCAUCCACAAGACUGAAGAUGUGAACGCACUGGAUUCUGAGAAACGAACCCCGCUCCAUGUGGCUGCAUUCCUGGGAGAUGCAGAGAUCAUUGAACUCCUGAUUUUGUCAGGAGCUCGGGUAAAUGCCAAGGACAGCAUGUGGCUGACCCCACUGCACCGCGCCGUUGCUUCCCGAAGUGAAGAGGCAGUGCAAGUAUUGAUUAAACACUCGGCCGAUGUCAAUGCAAGAGACAAGAAUUGGCAGACCCCCCUCCACGUGGCAGCAGCCAAUAAGGCUGUCAAGUGUGCAGAAGUGAUCAUUCCACUAUUGAGCAGUGUCAACGUCUCUGACCGAGGAGGGCGCACAGCCUUGCACCAUGCAGCUCUGAAUGGACACAUGGAGAUGGUCAAUCUACUCUUGGCCAAAGGGGCAAACAUCAAUGCAUUUGACAAGAAGGACCGGCGUGCUCUGCACUGGGCAGCGUACAUGGGCCACCUGGACGUCGUGGCCCUGCUUAUUAACCACGGCGCGGAAGUUACCUGCAAGGAUAAGAAGGGCUACACCCCGCUGCACGCUGCAGCCUCCAAUGGGCAGAUCAACGUUGUCAAGCAUCUCCUGAAUCUGGGGGUGGAGAUUGAUGAAAUCAAUGUCUAUGGAAACACAGCGCUGCACAUUGCCUGCUACAACGGCCAGGAUGCUGUCGUGAACGAGCUCAUUGACUACGGUGCUAACGUGAACCAGCCCAACAACAGUGGCUUCACCCCUCUGCACUUCGCAGCGGCGUCCACUCAUGGUGCUCUGUGUCUGGAACUGUUAGUAAACAAUGGGGCCGAUGUGAACAUUCAGAGUCAGGAUGGCAAAAGUCCCCUGCACAUGACGGCUGUCCAUGGAAGGUUCACACGGUCACAGACCCUCAUCCAGAAUGGAGGCGAAAUCGACUGUGUGGAUAAGGAUGGCAACACUCCCCUCCACGUGGCUGCAAGAUACGGUCACGAGCUUCUGAUUAACACCUUAAUAACUAGCGGAGCAGACGCAGCCAAGUGUGGAAUCCAUAGCAUGUUCCCCUUACAUUUAGCCGCCCUAAAUGCUCACUCCGACUGCUGCAGGAAGUUAUUAUCAUCCGGACAAAAGUAUAGCAUAGUAUCCUUGUUUAGUAAUGAGCGCGUGCUGUCUGCAGGCUUUGAAAUAGACACCCCAGAUACGUUUGGAAGAACGUGCCUUCACGCCGCUGCUGCAGGAGGCAAUGUAGAAUGUAUAAAACUCUUGCAGAGCAGUGGAGCAGAUUUUCACAAAAAGGACAAAUGUGGGAGGACCCCUUUGCACUACGCAGCUGCAAACUGUCAUUUCCACUGUAUUAAAGCGUUAGUGACCACAGGGGCCAACGUCAACGAAGCAGACGACUGGGGCCGGACCGCGCUGCACUACGCUGCUGCGUCAGACAUGGACAGAAAUAAGAUGAUCUUAGGAAACGCCCAUGACAGUUCUGAAGAACUGGACAGAACCAGGGAAAUGAAGGAAAAAGACGCUGCACUCUGCCUAGAGUUUCUGCUUCAAAAUGAUGCAAACCCCUCCAUCCGGGACAAGGAAGGCUACAAUAGCAUCCAUUAUGCUGCCGCCUACGGCCACAGACAAUGUCUAGAACUGCUUUUGGAAAGAACCAACACUGGUUUUGAAGAAUCAGAUUGCGUUGCUCCCAAGAGUCCACUCCACUUAGCGGCUUACAAUGGGCACCACCAAGCCUUGGAAGUCCUUCUCCAGUCACUAGUGGACCUGGACCUGAGGGACGAGAAAGGCCGGACGGCGUUGUAUCUAGCUGCUUUCAAGGGCCACACAGAAUGUGUGGAAGCUCUUGUGAACCAGGGUGCAUCCAUCUUUGUGAAAGACAAUGUCACCAAGAGAACUCCACUCCAUGCCUCAGUUGUUAACGGUCACACGCUGUGUUUGCGACUACUACUUGAAAUAGCAGACAACCCGGAAGUGGUUGAUGUGAAAGAUGGCAAGGGACAAACCCCACUGAUGCUUGCAGUCACGUAUGGACACAUCGAUGCUGUCUCCCUGUUACUUGAGAAGGAAGCAAAUGUAGACGCCGUUGACAUGGUGGGAUGCACGGCCUUACAUAGAGGGAUCAUGACAGGACACGAGGAGUGUGUACAAAUGCUGCUGGAACAGGAAGCGUCGAUCCUCUGUAAAGACUCCCGAGGGAGGACGCCCCUGCACUAUGCGGCUGCUCGGGGCCACGCCACGUGGCUGAGUGAGCUGCUCCAGAUUGCCCUUUCUGAGGAGGACUGCUGUUUCAAAGACAACCAGGGCUACACGCCGCUGCACUGGGCUUGUUACAAUGGCAAUGAAAACUGCAUAGAGGUACUUCUGGAGCAAAAAUGUUUUCGGAAAUUUAUUGGCAAUUCCUUCACGCCACUGCACUGUGCAAUAAUUAAUGGUCAUGAGAACUGUGCAUCAUUGCUGCUGGGGGCCAUAGAUUCCAGCAUCGUCGGUUGUAGGGAUGACAAAGGCCGGACCACGCUCCAUGCAGCAGCCUUCGGUGACCACACGGAGUGCUUGCAGCUGCUUCUGAGACACAAUGCUCAAGUGAAUGCUACGGAUAAUUCAGGGAAGACGGCACUGAUGAUGGCUGCUGAGAACGGGCAGGCAGGCGCGGUGGAUAUUUUGGUGAACAGUGCCCAGGCUGACCUGACUGUGAAGGAUAAGGACUUGAAUACUCCCUUACAUCUGGCUAUCAGUAAAGGCCAUGAGAAGUGUGCCUUGUUAAUACUUGACAAGAUACAAGAUGAGAGCCUUAUUAACGCGAAAAACAGCGCACUGCAGACACCCCUCCAUAUCGCUGCCCGUAAUGGCUUGAAGGUGGUAGUUGAGGAGUUGCUGGCCAAAGGAGCCUCUGUACUUGCUGUGGAUGAAAAUGGUCAUACCCCGGCCCUGGCUUGUGCUCCUAACAAAGACGUGGCUGACUGCCUGGCCCUCAUUCUGGCUACCAUGAUGCCUUUUUCUCCUUCCAGUACAAUGACGGCUGUCAACUUGGUUUGUUUGAGAAAAGACAGUUUGAGCAGGACGACCCUCUCCAAUCUGGGUAGCAGAGUUAGUCUGUGCAGUAACAACUUGGGCUCUGAGGAUGGGUACAAUGAAAACGAUUCGGACUCGGAAACGUUCUAAGUUUGAACUGUAAAGGCAUUUCCUCCAUUACCUGUGUUGCAGAAAGGGAUGGAAGCUUGAGUUCCAGAAUUAUGCUGUGCUCGAGUAUUUGAGGCCAAGCUUCCAGAAACCAGUAGAAAAGGAAUCCGUCUAACCAAGAGAGGGCAGCUAGGCUGUAGGCUGAAGCACGCGCAGAGAGGCCUGCCUGGGUUUGGUUUUGUUUCAUAUUUCCUUUAGGUAUAAGGUACUCCUAUGAAAGCCUACCUCUCAUUUUAAGUAAGGAAGAUUUCUAAGUGUUUAAUUCUUUGUCUUUGGGGAUAACGCAACAGAGAGACAAAUGUUCCGUCUAAAGAUUUCCUUUUUCACGUACUCACCAGUGAGUUCUAUCAAGUGACAUUCAUGUCCCCUGGGAGGGGAGGGAAGAGCAGACGACAGGAAAUGCCUGCACCCUCUUCUUGCUCUGUUGUUUACUUCCUCACUAGAAGCCAAAGGUCAAAGUUCAUCUUCAGAUGUAAUGCCUAUAAUCAUCCUCUUAAGGGAGUCCACCUGACCCCCGCCUCCUCAUGGGAAGCGUGUAACUACCCCCAACUUCUUCCCAAGACCUUGGUUAAAGUUGCCAGAUGAGUGUGAACCUCGACCGUGCUUUCUUGUUAAACACAAAGUAGCGCCCAGGGCUCUCCUUAAGAAACCUGUGAGUAAUUUUUCAAUGGAGUAAUGGAUCCCAAAUUUAUCCAAUAGCAUUGCAGGUGAAAUUAUAUUGUGCCAAAACUUGAAACAAUAUGCAAGUCAAAUAGGAAAUGGCCGUUUAGUGAGUUUGCUCUGAAAUGAGAAUACUAACGGAAGGCUGACACUGUCCUUCAAGGGGAGAAUAGGAAAAUUACUGCUCAGUCAAGGUCCUGGCAGAGGAGAGACAGCACUGUCACUGUAGACGGGAGCCGAGAGAGCAAACGCAGGAACGGUCAAUGUGGAAGCGCAAGCCAGCUGCCCAUUGGUGGUGGUGAAACCAGCGUUGUGAAUACUGUGUCUGCUCCCUCUGCCAAAGCCUCUAGGUCAAAUGGACCCCGCUCUUCACCCGGAACAGCUGGACAAAAGGAAGAAUGAGACUCUUAA
Onychomys torridus (southern grasshopper mouse) is the source of this 4557-nucleotide messenger RNA. RefSeq names its product ankyrin repeat domain 44 (gene Ankrd44). Bases 244 to 3468 code for a protein of 1074 amino acids. Gene Ontology annotation, cellular component: cytoplasm. Gene Ontology annotation, molecular function: protein binding. Lineage: Eukaryota; Metazoa; Chordata; Mammalia; Rodentia; Cricetidae. The record is from RefSeq and is a predicted model, not a curated record. The transcript is spliced from 28 exons.